Pongo pygmaeus (Bornean orangutan) is the source of this 1859-nucleotide messenger RNA. RefSeq lists its product as uncharacterized. The transcript has 4 exons. The coding region runs from base 1 to 1338 and encodes 445 amino acids. NCBI's taxonomy places the organism in Eukaryota, Metazoa, Chordata, Mammalia, Primates, Hominidae. The record is from RefSeq and is a predicted model, not a curated record.
AUGUCCACUCCUCCUAGUUCUAAGGAGGUUGUUCUCCUGGAGUCAGCAGUUUCCUCACAGCAAAGCCAGGGGAGACCCAGUGCCCUGACACUGUGCCCACUGCCCAUGGUAGAGGCCUCGGGCAGCCCUGAAGCAGGCCCGUGCAGCCCACAGGCUUCUGGAAAGAUGAGUAGCAGGACCUGGACUCCAGGGAGAGGCAGCAGCAGUGCCCUGUGGUGCUUAUCUCUAUUGUUUCUUUUUCCCUCAACUCUUCUCCCACACUGCCUUCUUGUCCCCAACCUUCUCCCAUCGUCAUUCCCCGCUUCCCUUCUCCCUCCCUCCGCUCCUUCUUCUCCCAGCACUGUCUUCUCAGCCCGUCUUUCUGCCUUUUUCUUCCCCUCUCCCGACCUCGUUCCCUGCCUCAUCCUCUUCUCUCCCACCGAUCUUUUUCCCCUCUCCGUCUCUUUGCCCAACGUCGUUUUCGCCCCUUUCCACUCCCCUCCUUCUUCUUCCCCUCAACUCCUCCUCUUCCCCUCUGCCUCUCCCCUUUCCCACCGUCUUCUUCCCCACCUUCUGCCCUUUCCCUCCCCUUUCCAUCCCGACCCUCCUCCUUUCCCACCCCUCCCUUCCCCAAAGUCUUCUUCCCACCUUUUUCUCCCCUCUCCCUCUUCCUCACCGUCUUCUCCCCUCUUCUCUUCUCCCCUCCUUCUUCCCCACCGCGCUCUUCCCGCAUCCUCUUCUGCCCUCUCCCCACAGUCUUCUUCCCGCAUCUUCUUCUCCCCGGUACAUUUUUCCCUUCCCCACCGUUUUCUUCCUCUCAGUCUCUCCGCCUCCUCGCAGCACCGGUUCCUGUGGCGUCGGCUUUUCCUCCCAUCUCCCUCUCGCCCUCCCCAAGGCCUCCCCCACCCUCCUCUCCACCUGCUCGCUUCCCUUCUCCACCUUCCCGCCUAUUCCCGCAGCAGCGUUUUCCCGCCGCUCCCUCUUCUCCCCUCCCGCUCCCCCUCCUCACGGUCUUCGCCCGGCCUAUUACCCCCAACCGUUUUCUUCCUCAUCCCACACCGUUUUCUUCCCAUUUCUUCCCACUUUCUCGCAGCAGUGUCUGUCUGCCGCAGUCUCUUCCCAUCCUCUUCUCCUCUCCGCAUCGUCUUCUUUCCCAGCCUCUUAUUCUCCACCAUCUUCUUCCCCUCCCCACCAUUCUCUUCCCGUUUCCAUCUCCCCACCUUCUCGCAGCAGCGACUUCCUGCCGCGCUUUUCUUUCCCCGCAAUCUCUUUUCCCCUCUUCCUCUCCCCACCGUCUUCGCCCCCGAUCGUCUUCUUGCCCACUCCCUUCUCCGCGCUCUCCCACUGCCUUUCCCCUAGAAGCUCUCCACGCAUGCGCGCCUGUGUCCCUGCCCCCGGUGUGUUUAUGCGCCCAGGCAGCACCCUGAGCUGGGCCCCUGAGCUCCGCUCCAGCAGCCAACUGGAGACCCAAGAGAUUGCUGCCAGUGCCAUCACGACUGCUGCCGCCCCCGCGCCCCCUCCCCCCCGUCCCCCGCCUCGCUGUCCCGCCGCCCCGCCGCUGCUUCAGAACUGAAAAGGGUUGGCUGCGGAAGGAAGACAGUGGGGCCCAGAAGACUGCAGGGAGAGGGGGAGGAGGGUAUGGAGAAGGAAGGUCAUGGGAACAUCCAGAGACCUACAGGGAAGACGGCCAUGGGACAAGGGAGGCAGAGUCUGGAGUUACAUUGCCUACAGUCGCGGAAUGCCAAGGACAGCUGGAAACCACCAGAAGCUAAGAAGGAGAUUUUACCUGAAAGCCUCCCAAAGAAAUCAAUCAUACUCACACCUCGUUUUUGAAUUUCUGGCCUCAUGAAAGGUGAAAAAAUAAAUUUCUAUCAUCUUAA